AUGGAGAUUUGGAAUUCAAAAACAUAUUCUUCUGCUGAGUUUGAUGAUUUAGCUAUCCAAGUUUCCAAUCCUUCGACAGCGAAAACUAUAACACGAACACCCUCUGUAGAGUCAAUGAGCAUUCCUUCUUUUGAUAAUGUACAUGCAGAGGUAGAAGAUGCUCGCCAAGACCCUAGUAAUCAUUUUGAAGAUUCUCCAACAGUUCCUCUGCAGAUUUGCGUAGCUUCCAAUGAAAAAGUCUGGACUUUCACAGAAAACCCAGAUUUUUCAGAUGAUGAAAACUUGAAAGCUCUCGAAAAGGUGUUAGGGGACUCUGGUACUGCUGAUAUAAAUCGCAUCCAGUUUCCGAACCCCAAACCGAUUAAACGACCAGCAGGGUCCCAAACAACCCACGCGGCUCAUAAAAAACGUGCUAUUCCAUCUUUUUCUUUAGAAAACUGUAAUUCUUUUCACCAAAACCUCUGCGACAAAGCAGAAAGUUCUUGUCCUUUCAAGGAGGCCCCGGGUUCUCCCAUGUAUAUUAGCCAACAAUCCUCAAGUGCUUCUACUAUUGCAGAUGAUGAAGCUCGGAUGGAAAGUAGCUCUUCCGUGCAAUCUUUACGCGCUGAGGGUACUUCUAUGUCUUCUCAAACCUUUUUGUCCGUUGAGCCAAACUCAAAUUCCUAUAAAAACCCCAAUGUAUUCCUUAAAGAGAAAAGCAAAGAACUUGAUUCCGUUUUACACCUUGAUAAUAUUAUCAAUACCUUUGAAUCACUCCCCCAACCCGUUCAACACUACUUACUCUCUCAUCUUUUGAAGAAGUCGAGCAAGCAUGCUCUACAAAUGAUUUCAGAAUUUUUGACUCCAGUUUUCAAAAAGGAUUUGCUUUCAAAUUUCCCUCCCGAGAUCAGUCGUAUUGUACUCAGCUACCUGGAUGCUUCUUCUCUUUGUGCCGUUUCCAAAGUUUGUCGGAGCUGGUCUCGAAUGGUGUCUCACAACGAUGAAUUUUGGAAAAAUCUAUUUAUUCGAGAAGGUUUUUAUUGGGACUCUUAUGAUGAUCAAAUUAAAACCCUUUGUUUGAAAAAUUCUCUCUCCAGUUGUAAUACCAUGAAGAAAAUCUACUUACGACACUACCAACUUCGGAAACGCUGGAUGGACGCUCCAAAAAGAAUUAAACACUAUUCCUUUCCCGUGCAUGGUGUUGAUCUGAUUACAAAAGUUCAGUUCGACGAUGAAAAAAUUGUUGUGAGCACAUGCAGCCCGAACAUUAACGUGUAUAGCACAAAAACGGGUGCCUUGAUCCGAAGCUUAGAGGAACACGAAGGUCAAGUCUGGACAUUUGAAUAUAUUGGGGAUACUUUGGUUACUGGCUCAACCGAUAGGACUAUACGUGUAUGGGAUUUGCGUACGGGAGAAUGUAAACAAGUAUUCCAUGGACAUAGAUCCACCAUUCGUUGCAUUAAAAUUGUUUGCAAAAAUAAUAUAAAUGCCGAUAAUUUUGCUAAAGAGGAAAACAAUAAUAAUUCUGCUUCAUUAAUGCCGCCCUAUAUAGUAUCUAGUUCUCGUGAUUGCACAAUUCGUCUAUGGAGACUACCCGACCUUAAUGAUCCCCCUUUUAUGAACCAACAAGAAAAUGAACAUUCUCCUACUUCAACUAAUCCUUAUUAUUUACGAACACUUAGGGGUCAUACAGAUUCUAUCAGAGAAGUAGCUUGCGAAGGCGAUACUAUUGUAAGUGCAAGUUAUGAUGGCACAGUGCGCAUUUGGAGAGCAUCGACCGGUGACUGUCUGCAUAUUUUGCGUGGACAUCUCGGUCGAGUCUAUAGUGUUGCCAUCGAUAGUGCUGGGAAACACUGUAUGAGUGCCGGUCUUGAUGCUAAAAUACGAAUCUGGGAUAUAGAAACAGGUGCACUAGUACGGACUCUCAAUGGACAUUCAAGUUUGGUUAGUCAAGUAACUUUGAAAAACGAUUAUCUUGUCUCUGCUUCAGCUUCUCCGGACAAUUCAUUGCGAGUUUGGGAUACAAAAUCUGGGAAAUGUCUCUGCGUUUUAAAAUGUCCGAUUGGUCAUAUAUUCUUCCAGCAUGACGAAAAUAAGAUUAUAAGUGGUAGUAAAAAUAAGCUACAAUUGUGGGAUAUUCGAAGUGGUAAAUUGGUUCGUGAUUUACUGACAGAACUGGACUCAAUAUGGCAAGUUGGUUACAAUGAGAAUAUCUGUGUAGCCGCUGUGUUACGGGAUAAUCGGUUUUGGAUCGAUGUGUUAGACUUUGCUGCAUCAUCUAGUUCCUCCUGA
Schizosaccharomyces osmophilus is the source of this 2271-nucleotide messenger RNA. It is a transcript of the gene pop1, whose product is annotated as cullin 1 adaptor protein Pop1. The coding region runs from base 1 to 2271 and encodes 756 amino acids. The transcript has a single exon. Lineage: Eukaryota; Fungi; Ascomycota; Schizosaccharomycetes; Schizosaccharomycetales; Schizosaccharomycetaceae. The record is from RefSeq and is a predicted model, not a curated record. Gene Ontology annotation, molecular function: protein binding.